Messenger RNA from Diaporthe amygdali, 948 nucleotides. RefSeq lists its product as uncharacterized. NCBI's taxonomy places the organism in Eukaryota, Fungi, Ascomycota, Sordariomycetes, Diaporthales, Diaporthaceae. The transcript is spliced from 2 exons. The record is from RefSeq and is a predicted model, not a curated record. Bases 1 to 948 code for a protein of 315 amino acids.
AUGACCCCUGGCAUUGCUGCCCACGCUCAUUACAUGCAACAUGUUGAGUUGCAACAGAUGCCACACAAGGUGAACAUUCGGCACCGCGGAGAAGACUGGGCAGGGAUAACGAAUCGGAAAGAGCGAAAGAAGCUGCAGAAUAGGCUGAACAAACGAGUUUCAAGGCAGAGGAAAAGAACAAAUGUUUACCACCGUGCCUCACCCGAUACUGCUUCCCCUGAUGUCAUUCCAACCCAGAAUUGUCAAUCAUACACUACGACGGUCUCUCCCCUAAACGACCCAGUGACGACUUUUGGUUACUGCACAGAGGAGAACAUCGCACAGAAGCGAGCUCUUCUCAAACAAUUCGCCGAGCAAGCUUUGACGAGUUACAAGACGGCUGACCCAUGUGCGGACCACCGCCUGAAACUCAUACAACUCAAUGUUGUGAACGGCUUUACCAGAAAUGCUGCCGCACUAGGCUUCAAAUUCGACUGGCUUAUUUGCGAGUGUAUUUCUCCAUUUGGACGGGACGCACGGGAUCACAAGCUGGGUACACCAUCCACAAUCUCCCUGCCAGGUAGCCUUAUGCCUACGAGCAUGCAAUUGAGAACAAGGCACCACCCAUGGCUUGAUCUAUUUCCGUUACCUAAAAUGCGCGACAAUCUGUUGUUGGCCACAAAUGUCAUAAGUGCCGAGGACGAGCAACUGCUAUUUGACGAUAUCAUGGAGUCGGGCGGAGGGAGGAGUGAAUGGGCUGGGCUCGUGGUUUGGGGAGAGCCAUGGGAUCCCCGCAGUUGGGAAAUCAGCGUUCCUUUCCUACAAAGAUGGGGAUGGCUGUUAAGAGGGUGCCCUGAGAUCAUAACAUCUACGAAUUAUUGGCGGAGCCAGAGGGAUGAGAGUCCUAUUGAGAAACCAGAUUUUAUCCACGAACAGCAUGAAUAUGAUUCAAGAGGGACCCGGACUUAG